This is a messenger RNA of Fusarium poae, 1266 nucleotides long. It is a transcript of the gene PTC3, whose product is annotated as Protein phosphatase type 2C 3. The transcript has 8 exons. NCBI's taxonomy places the organism in Eukaryota, Fungi, Ascomycota, Sordariomycetes, Hypocreales, Nectriaceae. Gene Ontology annotation, molecular function: cation binding; protein serine/threonine phosphatase activity. The record is from RefSeq and is a predicted model, not a curated record. Bases 1 to 1266 code for a protein of 421 amino acids. Gene Ontology annotation, biological process: protein dephosphorylation.
AUGGGUCAGACACUGUCAGAGCCCGUUGUCGAGAAGACUUCGGAGAAGGGUGAGGAUGAGCGCCUCAUCUACGGUGUAUCGGCUAUGCAGGGCUGGCGUAUCAGCAUGGAGGAUGCCCACACUACAGUCCUCGACCUCGACACGGCCAAAACUCACGACAGCAAGCUGUCAUUCUUUGGUGUCUUCGACGGCCACGGUGGUGACAAGGUGGCGUUGUUUACCGGACAAAACAUUCACAACAUCAUCUUCAAGCAGGACACCUUCAAGUCGGGCGACUAUGCUCAGGGCUUGAAGGAUGGUUUCCUUGCGACAGACCGCGCCAUUCUCAACGACCCCAAGUACGAAGAAGAAGUUUCUGGCUGCACAGCCUGUGUCAGCUUGAUUGCCGGCAACAAACUCUAUGUUGCCAACGCUGGUGAUUCAAGAGGUGUACUUGGUAUCAAGGGCCGUGCCAAGCCUUUGUCACAGGACCACAAGCCCCAACUCGAGAACGAGAAGAACCGAAUCACAGCUGCUGGUGGUUUCGUCGACUUUGGCCGAGUGAACGGCAACCUUGCUCUCUCUCGUGCCAUUGGUGAUUUUGAAUUCAAGAAGAGCGCUGAACUAUCUCCCGAGAACCAGAUUGUCACUGCCUACCCCGAUGUAGAGCAACAUGAUCUCACAGACGAGGACGAGUUCCUUGUCCUUGCUUGCGACGGUAUCUGGGAUUGCCAAUCCUCCCAAGCCGUGGUUGAGUUCGUUCGACGAGGCAUCGCUGCCAAGCAGGAACUCGAAAAGAUUUGCGAGAACAUGAUGGACAACUGCCUGGCCUCCAACUCUGAGACCGGUGGUGUUGGUUGCGACAACAUGACCAUGUGCAUCAUUGGCUUCCUCAACGGAAAGACCAAGGAGGAGUGGUACGAGGAGAUCGCCCGCCGAGUCGCUAACGGCGAUGGCCCAUGUGCUCCCCCCGAGUACGCCGAGUUCCGAGGACCUGGUGUCCACCAUAAUUUCGAAGAUAGCGACAGUGGCUAUGAGAUGGAUCCUGAAAACAAGGGACGAAGUUUUGGAGUUGAUGAUACAGAAAUGUUUGACAACGCCGACGAAGACAAAGACCUCGCCAGCCAGGUCUCCAAGAACCCGAAGUCCGCCGAGAAGGACACUGCUCCUGUAACCGCCCCCGGUGCGGCCGAGAACGCUUCCGCCGAUACGAAAUCCGCCGAUACCGAUAAGGACGUAAAGACCGAAGUGAAGAAGGAGGAAUCUGCCGAGGUGAAGAAGGCAUAG